AAUGGCGCCAGAACCAGUGGCGGGCUGAGUCUUCUGGCAGUAUCCGACGCCAGUCCUACGGUGCGGGGCCGCCAGCCCCUCCCGGAAAUGGAGGAUGUGGAGGCGCGCUUCGCACACCUCUUGCAGCCCAUCCGCGAUCUCACCAAGAACUGGGAGGUGGACGUGGCGGCUCAGUUGGGCGAGUAUUUGGAGGAGCUGGACCAGAUCUGCAUUUCUUUUGAUGAAGGCAAAACCACAAUGAAUUUCAUUGAGGCAGCACUACUGAUCCAGGGCUCAGCCUGUGUCUACAGUAAAAAGGUGGAGUACCUCUAUUCACUGGUCUACCAGGCUCUGGACUUUAUCUCUGGCAAGAGGCGAGCCAAGCAGCUCUCUUUAGUACAGGAAGAUGGAACCAGCGGGGCUGCCAACUCAGGGGUGCCCCCUGAAGCAGAGGAUGAGUUCCUGUCACUGGAUGACUUCCCUGACUCUCGAGCUAAUGUGGAUCUAAAGAAUGACCAGGCACCCAGUGAACUGCUCAUCAUUCCCCUCCUGCCCAUGGCCCUGGUGGCCCCUGAUGAAGUGGAAAAGAAUAGCUGCCCCUUGUAUAGCUGUCAGGGUGAGGUCUUGGCCAGCCGGAAGGAUUUUAGGAUGAAUACGUGCACUCCCCACCCCAGAGGGGCCUUCAUGUUGGAGCCAGUAGGCAUGUGUCCCAUGGAGCCUAUAGAUAUGUGCCCUGUGGAGUCUGUGGAUGUGUGUCCUGUGGAGCCUGUGAACAUGUACCCCAUGCCAAGGAGCCAGAAGGAUCAUGAGGGUGCUGAAGAGCAGCCAAUGGAAGUCUCUAGAUGUGGGAGUCCUGUUCCUGUACUCAGCAUUUCCCAAGAGCCAGAAGGCCCAGUGCUCAGUGGUGGAGAUGAGGAUGCAGAAGAUGUGGAGGCUGCUCUAGAGCCUGCAGAGCCCGGGACCCCGCAGCAGAGUGCCGCCUUGCCAAGGAAAUACAUGCUGCGGGAACGAGAGGGAGCCCGGGAGCCUGUGUCCUGGCUGAAGGAGACCCCAGACCCCUGGCAGAGUCUGGACCCUUUUGACUCCUUGGACUCUAAGCCCUUCAAGAAAGGUAAGCCAUACUCUGUGCCCCCCUGUCUGGAGGAGGCUCCAGGACAGAAGCGCAAGAGGAAGGGAGCCACCAAACUGCAAGACUUCCACCAGUGGUACCUGGCUGCCUAUGCUGACCAUGCUGACAGCAGGAGGCCUCGACGAAAGGGCCCAACCUUUGCUGAUAUGGAAGUCCUGUACUGGAAGCACGUGAAUGAGCAGCUGGAGACCCUUCGAAAGCUACAGAGACGUGAAGUGGCUGAGCGAUGGGUGCCCAGGGCCAAGGAGGAUCUGUGGCCUGCAGAAGAGGAUCGCUUGGAAGAUUCCCUAGAAGACCUGGGGGUGGCAGCAGAUGACUUUCUAGAGCCUGAGGAGUAUGUGGAACCUGAAGGGACAAAGCCUGGGGAAGCUGCUGACCUAGAUACAGAGGCUAUGCCAGAGUCCCUGAGAUAUGAGGAGCUGGUCCGAAGGAAUGUGGAACUCUUCAUUGCCACCUCCCAGAAGUUUGUCCAGGAGACAGGGCUGAGCCAACGCAUCAGAGACUGGGAGGAUACCAUCCAGCCCCUGCUCCAGGAGCAGGAUCAGCAUGUGCCCUUUGAUAUCCACACCUAUGGGGACCAGUUGGUUUCACGGUUCUCCAGGCUCAAUGAAUGGUGUCCCUUUGCGGAGCUUGUAGCCGGGAAGCCUGCCUUUGAGGUGUGUCGUUCCAUGCUGGCUUCCCUGCAGCUGGCUAAUGACUAUACGGUGGAGAUCACCCAGCAGCCAGGACUGGAGGCAGCUGUGGACACCAUGUCCCUGAGAUUGCUCACGCACCAGCGAGCACACAUGCGCUUUCAGACCUAUACAGCCCCCUCCAUGGCCCAGCCUUGAAUGGAGAGCACUGAGACAGGUGGAAGGUGUGUACACCUUGAAGUCUUGUGCCCUUGGUGUGCCGAGGGGCCAUUUACUCCAGAGCUGCCUUCUAGCUGGCCCAGCCGAAUAAAGUGAUAUUGUCAUCCCACCCACCUGCCCAAAGAAACCGUUAAAAAAAAAGUGCCUGUUCUACGUAGUGAA
Messenger RNA from Nannospalax galili (Upper Galilee mountains blind mole rat), 2121 nucleotides. RefSeq names its product non-SMC condensin II complex subunit H2 (gene Ncaph2). The coding region runs from base 88 to 1938 and encodes 616 amino acids. The record is from RefSeq and is a predicted model, not a curated record. The transcript has 20 exons. Lineage: Eukaryota; Metazoa; Chordata; Mammalia; Rodentia; Spalacidae. Gene Ontology annotation, molecular function: chromatin binding. Gene Ontology annotation, biological process: mitotic sister chromatid separation; meiotic chromosome condensation. Gene Ontology annotation, cellular component: nucleus; condensin complex.